Messenger RNA from Cinclus cinclus, 3885 nucleotides. RefSeq names its product forkhead associated phosphopeptide binding domain 1 (gene FHAD1). Lineage: Eukaryota; Metazoa; Chordata; Aves; Passeriformes; Cinclidae. The transcript is spliced from 29 exons. Gene Ontology annotation, molecular function: protein binding. The record is from RefSeq and is a predicted model, not a curated record.
AUGCGAGCUUUCCUAAAGAGCUCGGAUGAGUGUUUCCAGCUGAAAUCCGGCACCACGACCAUCGGGAGCCACAGAGGGGCUGACAUCGUCCUGCAGUCCGCAGGGGUAGCAGCUCGUCAUGCAGCUCUGGAAUUCUCCGCCUCAGACAAGAGCUUCACCCUUCAGGACUUCAACUCCCCCUACGGCACCUUUGUCAACAGCUGCCAGGUGCAAAACGCGGCCGUCAGGGUGGGGCCAGGGGAUAUCCUGAGCUUCGGCACCGCGGGAGUGUCAUUCCAGCUGCUGGUGGAUGGGGAUGCUCAGAUGUCCUGUCCCCCCUUGAAACGUCACAUAGGGUGGAGCAGGCAGCUCCAGGUGGUUGCAGAGCCCAAACCUUGGACUCCUGCAUCUCCUCUGUGCCUGCCCUCGCUGCAGUGGCAGCUUGGCCCCUCCCUGGGCAGUGGGACCCCCAGAGCCCCUGGCCACCUGCCCCAUCUGGUGCUGCCGAGGCGACCUGCGAGUGCCCGGGACAGGAGCGCGGCCAGUGCCACCUCUCUGGACACCUUCAGCAGGACAUCUGCGGUGAGGCCAGUCUCAGGGAGCUUCUCAUGUGAUGGUGCAAGCAGUGUGGGGAGAGCCCCUUCCCUGAGGACUCACAAGGUGAGUCUCCUCCUCGGGGGACAGCAGGGUGAGAAGCUAAUGAAGAAGGAAAUGGGUCACCUUUUUGGUUUGGAAACAGAGUUAAAGGGGAAGGAUAUGGUGAUAAGAGACCUGCAGGAGGAGAUUGCAGCCAUGGCAAAGAAACUGGCCCAGGCAGCAGUGAGGAACGAGGCUGAGCUGACCCAGAAGCUGCUCACAUUCAACCGAGAGCUGGGAGCCCAAACAGAGGAGAUCAAAGCCCUGAGGGAACAGAUCAGUGACCUGCAGAAAGGCUCAAACCAGGUUUUCAGCCAUUCCCUCCAUGAAAGAGACCUGGAGAUCAGGAGGCUGCAGAGAGAAAGUGAGAAGUUGAAGAGGGACCAGGCUUUGACUGCAGGUCUGGUGAGCAACAUGCAAAGGGAACUCCUGCAAAAGGAGCAGAAGGUCCAGCAGCUCCAGCAAGAGACUGAAAAACUGAAUAAGGAAAACCAAGAGAAGGACAAUCAUCUGGCCAUGGUUUCAGCCAAGUGCUUGACAAUUAAAGAAGAAACAAAGCGUGAACUCGGAGAGCAAGACCUGAUCUCCUGCAGAAAUCGCAUCAAGGAGCUGGAGCAGGACCUGGAGGGGCUGCAGGGAGAGCUCUGGAAGCACGAGAGUGUCCAAAAGCAACUGGCUGAGAAAGCCAAGGCACAGGAGGAACUGAAGGCAGCCUGGUCCCAGCAGGCAGGGCAGCUGCAGGAGAUGGGGCACAGGGAGCUCCUGCUGUGAUCUGACAUGCAGCGAGCUGGGGAGCAGCUGGAGUCCUUCAAGACCCAAGUGAUGCAAGUCUGUUCUCCAUCAGCAGUUGGCAGCACAGGGAAAUCUGUAACAGAGCAGCAGGUGAUAGAGAAGGUCAGGCAGAUGUUUGAUGAGAGCCAACAAAGUCAUGAGAGAGAGAAGAGCCUGAAGAAGGAAUUAAGCUCCAGGCUCGCAAAGGAGAGGGAGGUGUCUGCAAACUUUGAGGUGUUCAAGAACUCCCUGCAGAAGCUCCAGGCUUGCCUGAGGAGCCCCUGCAGCAGUGCCAGCCUGCGAGGGGAGCUGGGGCAGCUGGAGCUGUUGUGCCUGGAUCCCUCCAUCUCAGCCAUCAGGACAGCAGUGCUGGACAUGGCACGUGGUGUCCUGUCCUGGCUGGAAGGUGCAGAGCAGCUCCUAGACAGUGCAGGGAUGGACCUGCGCAGCUCUGGAAAAGGACUGUUGGCUGCUCUCGGGAGCUUGUCAGAAAAGAGUCAGGAGAUGACACAGAAGAAUCAGAUGUUGCAGGAGCAAUUAGAGAAUCUCCAGGAGCUGCAGGCAGAGCUGUUGCAGGAGCACACAAAGGAGCUGGAAGCAAAACAUGAGCAAAACUUACAGAUAAAAAUCCAGCAAAUUAUCAUGGAAAAGGACAAGGAGAGCAGAGAGAUUCUGGAGAGCGCUGUCACCAAGGAGAAGGACAAGUGCAAGAGAUGUGUGGAGGUUGAACAGAAGAAGAUCCAAGAGUUGGAAGGUCACCUAAGAAGCAUGGCUGAGGCAACAGCAAAGAAGGCAGAGGAGCAGGAAGUGACAGAGGGAAAACUGAGAGAAGCUUUGCAUGAGCUGAAGAAAAUCACUGCACAAGAGGCAGUGUUACAGCAGCAGGUGCUUCAGCAGGACCAGCAGCUCAGGGCUGUCCAGGAGGAAAAUGAGUUACAGAGGCAGAAACUGCAAGAAGAAGUAGCAGGAUACAGGGAGCAAAGCAAGCAGCAUUCCCUGACCAUCGUGGCUUUAGAGGACAGGCUGCUAGAGGCCACUCAGCAGCAGAAGGUGCUGGAGGAGGACAAGGCAGCACUUGUGGAAAAAAUGGAAGGACUUCAGUGUGAUGCCUACAGAGCAGCAUCAGGAGCUUGGCUGGAGAUUUGUCCUGCCAUGGAGUCUCAUGUUUGUCUGAGGAAACUGCAGGAGGAGCUGGCAGUGGCACAGGGCACACUCCUGGAAAAGAAGGCAGUCAUCAGCAGGCUCACCAGGGAGCUGUCAGAAACCAGAGCCAGGAUGUCAGACAUGAGAGGGGAGCUGAGCGAAGAGCAGAAGGUGGAGCUGGAGCACAGCCAGAGGCAGCUGAAACACCGGGAGUGGGAAGUGACCCAGCUCAGGGAGAAGCUAUCCAAGAUGUCCAGCCUUGUGGAGGAGAAGGAUAAGGCCCUGAAAGCAGCAGCUGAAGAGUUAAGCCAAGCCCAAACGCGCUGCCGGGUGCUGAGGGAUGCUUCCCAACAAACACUGGAGAACCCAGAGGAUGCUCCCAGGACACCAGUGCAGGUGGGUAAAGCCUCCCAGGGGCUGAGUCCUCAUGGAGAGCACCGAGAUCCACCAUCUGACUUGGCUGGGCUUGGUGCAAAAUGCCAAGGCCUGAGGCACGAGGAAACGAUCCAGCGCCAAAAACAAGGUUUGGCUGAGCUCCGGGAGAGAGUAAAGAUGCUGGAGAAGAGACAGUGCUCAGGUGCUGUGAAGAGCAAUUCAGAGCCACUGGUGGUCUGGAUGAAAGACUUAUCAGAGAAAAUAGUCCCACAGAGAGGUCUUGAGCUGGAACCUGCAUCUGUGUUGGGAGAAAAGUUGAAUGCUGACAAGGUUCCUGACCACAUUCCUAAUGGAGGCUCAUUCAGGGUCACCAACAGCACAGUGGAAAUGGCUGAGGUGACAGACUUGGGUGAGAAGAUGUACCUUGAUGCAAUUGGUGCUCUAGGAAGCCUGAUGGAGAUGAAGGAGCUGUCAGGAAUGCAGCCUCUGCAGCACCUUCCUCAGGAAAGAAGGGCAGAAGUGGGACUGCAGAGACAGAAGGCCCUGGAGCUGUUGUAUAAAAAGAUCAGGAACCUCCAGGUUUGCCUGGAAAGGAAAGAAGAAAGGCUGAAAGAUUAUGAGGGAAGUGUGGAGCAGCUCAGGCAGAGCCAAGCUUCCCUGAGAAGGUGCCAGGAGGAGAUGUGCAGCCUGGAAGAUGAAGCCCACAGGGAGGCAGAGGAGAAGGCUCUGCUGCGAGAGGCUCUGGAGAGGAUGCAGCUCCAGCUGGACCAGGAGAAGGCACUACGGCAAGUGGCCAAAAGGCACAAGCCUGGAGCCACAAAGCCUCUCUGCUCAGGAAAGCCGAAGGCCAAGGAGUGCGGGGCAAGUGCUGCCAAAUCAGGAAGCUCAUAGGAGCAGCACCACAGGGGCUUCGCUGGGUGCUGGCCUGCAGUAGGAACAGUGUCCAUCUCUGUGGAUUCUGUGAGGGUGGAGGUGGCAUGA